Messenger RNA from Lineus longissimus, 3021 nucleotides. RefSeq names its product leucine-zipper-like transcriptional regulator 1. The record is from RefSeq and is a predicted model, not a curated record. NCBI's taxonomy places the organism in Eukaryota, Metazoa, Nemertea, Pilidiophora, Heteronemertea, Lineidae. Gene Ontology annotation, cellular component: Golgi apparatus. Gene Ontology annotation, molecular function: protein binding. The coding region runs from base 95 to 2425 and encodes 776 amino acids. The transcript is spliced from 15 exons.
CCUGUUUAGAAAAUUUUCAGAAAAUUUCGUAAAAAAUCUCAUAUAAACCAUCAUUUAGACCUUAUUUAACAUCGAAUUUAGAUAAUAUCUGAGCAUGGCGAUAGCCAGACCUCCUGGCCAAGAUAUUGACCAUAACUGGCCUGAGAGUGCCGAAUGUUUGACCCUAGAUUUCGGGCCUUUUGAAACCGUCCACAGAUGGAAGCGAAUGCCAGAAUGUGAUGAAUUUGUGGGCGCCAGACGAAGCAAGCACACUGUUGUGGCAUGUAAGGAUGCCAUCUAUGUCUUUGGUGGUGACAAUGGGAAGAACAUGCUGAAUGAUCUACUGAGGUUUGGGGUAAAGGACAAAUCAUGGGGCAGGGCAUUUACCACAGGCACCCCUCCAGCUCCUCGAUACCACCAUUCAGCAGUUGUUCAUGAAGGCAGCAUGUUUGUCUUCGGUGGUUACACUGGUGACAUCCAUUCCAACUCCAACCUGACCAACAAGAAUGAUCUUUUCGAGUACAAGUUUGCCACUGGUCAAUGGGUUGAGUGGAAAUUUGAAGGAAGGAGGCCAGUGGCCAGAGCUGCACAUGGUGCUGCUGUGUAUGAUGGCAAACUGUGGAUAUUUGCUGGUUAUGAUGGCAAUGCUCGGCUCAAUGACAUGUGGACCAUCUCACUGAUUGGGGGUUCAAGACACUGGGAAGAGGUGAACCAGCGAGGUGACAUCCCUCCGACUUGUUGUAACUUUGCGCUGACUGUAGCAAGAGACAGUAUGUUUGUGUUCUCGGGGCAGAGUGGGGCCAAAAUCACCAACAACCUAUUCCAGUUUGACUUCAAUGAGAAAACCUGGACCCGAAUCUCGACUGAGCACAUCUUGCGUGGUGCUCCCCCUCCACCAGAGAAGAGGUACGGCCACACCAUGGUCUCUCACGAUAGACAUCUGUAUGUGUUUGGAGGAGCCACAGGACAGACCUUACCAAAUGAUCUUCACUGCUAUGACUUGGAUUCCCAGACCUGGUCCAUUGUUCGCCCAUCAGCUGAUAGUCACGUGCCAAGUGGCCGUCUUCUUCAUGCUGCUGCAGUCGUUGGUGAUGCUAUGUAUAUAUUCGGCGGGACGGUCGAUAACAACGUGCGCAGUGGAGAGAUGUUCCGUUUCCAGUUUUCCAGCUAUCCUAAGUGCACCCUGCAUGAGGACUAUGGUCGUCUCCUUGAAAGCAAGCAGUUCUGUGACGUUCACUUUAUGGUUGGGCCGAUUCCUGAGGUAGUGCCCGCUCACAUUGCCCUUGUGGCGGCCCGGUCAUCUUGGCUGAGGAACAAGAUCAGAGAAGCUCGCCAGGCUCUCGCUGUUCCCUUGGAAGAAGGAGAGGAAGAGAUGGUGGGUCCUGCCAAAGAUAUGCUUCAAGUUGACCUGAUCGAUGCCACGGCAGAUGCGUUUGAAAUGGUGCUAUCGUAUAUUUACACGGACAGAAUCCACCCAGUACAGAAAGUGGGUCAGGAACCUCACAGUAACGGUGUGAUUCUGCUCAUGAUGGAUGUCUACAGACUUGCCCUACAGUUCCACAUGACGAGGCUCGGUCAACUCUGUGUUCAGUAUUUAGAGGCUUGUAUCGGCCAUCGGAAUGUACUCAUAGCUUUACAGAAUGCGGCUAGGCUGAAGCUGGACUUCAUCAAGGAAUACUGUCUGAAGUUCAUUGUCAAAGAGAGCAACUACAAUCAGAUUGUUAUGAGUAAAGAGUUUGAGACAUUAGAACAGACACUCAUGGUGGAGGUGAUCCGCCGCAAACAGCUGCCCCCUGUACGGAUACUCCCAGAACCAAAGAUUGAUUGCAUCACAAUGAACUCGUUAGAGAAAGACCUGGAGUUGUUCCUGAAGGGAAUUGGUCACGAGUUCUGUGACAUCACCUUGAUGCUGGAUGGCAACCCGAUUCCUGCACACAUGGCCAUCUUGGCAGGAAGAUGUAGUUACUUCGAAGCAAUGUUCAGAUCAUUCAUGCCGGAGGACAACACAGUGCAGAUUGCUAUUGGUGAGAUGGUGCCUUCAAGUCAAGCAUUUGACAGCCUUCUGCGGUACAUCUAUUUUGGAGAUGUGACCAUGCCUCCGGAGGACUCCCUCUACUUGUUCUCUGCACCGUAUUUCUACGGUUUCACCAACAACCGAUUACAGGCCUACUGCAAACACAACCUGGAGAUGAACGUAUCAUUUGAGAACGUGGUUCAGAUCCUGGAAGCAGCUGAUCGCAUCCAAGCUGUUGAUAUGAAGAAACACGCUCUCAACAUCAUCGUCCACCACUUCUCAAAGGUUGCUAGGCUACCACAAAUCAGACGUCUCAACCGCGACCUCCUCCUCGACAUUGUCGAUGCACUUGCAGACGACAUGAGCGAGAAUCGUCUGCUGCCGGACAUUUCAUUGAUCUCACUCAAUGCAAUGGACUCCAGCAACUUAUGACAGCUAACCUGGCUCGAUGAAGACCUUGAUUAGAUUCCUCACUAGGGCGAGCCACUCUCGAUAUUAAAGGACAUUUUAGUUUUGUUGACGACAUGUUAAGUUGCGGUAGUCAUUAUCCAAUACUAUUAUCUUGAUUCUGUUAUGGGAUUGUUUUGAGAUGGUAACCAUGGUUAGACGAUUUUGUUACUGUUGGCUUGCUUUGUUUUCAACGGUGCACUCGUUAUUGAUACAUGGAAGGAAUUGAAAUGAAGACUGUGGAAAAGAAAGCGUUUCCAGGACCAAUAGUAAGGCUGCGUUCUAAUAUGAUGCUGGGUUGUGGAAUUGAACCUGUGGAUGGAAAUGUCAUGAUAUAUUUGUUCGAUGUAACUCAUUAAUAUGUUACUUAAGUAAUGAGUAGUCCGUCUGAUCUUGUGAUGCAUUACUCGCUUCUGUGCUUCAGAUGUACCAGACACCGUGUUCCAGUUGAGGAGUAAUUUAUGCUUUUCUUUGCAGAAAUGCAGGUUUGUAAAACACUGUCAUUCUAUUCAUCCAAGCCUAAAUCAUAGUCAUAUUGUUGAAGAGUCAAAUCGUAUCUGCGAGACGGUCUCUUUUUUUGG